CUGUAUUUAAUAACCAGCUGAUACAUAUUUAAGGUUAUACAAUUCCAACUGGCUAGGUACCAUCACUGGUGUUAUUAUUACUAUUAGUUAGUAUUGUAACUAAUAUAUUUAAAAUUUGACAAUGAAUGUUAAUAUGUUUACAAAAUGUUUACACAUUUUUCGUCAAAAGUGGAUCACACAAGCAAUAACGCGUUCAUAUGCGAAACCAGCACCUGCUGCAAUUGGAGGCAAAAAGAAGAAAUUAGGAAAACUUGGUCCAGUAAUAGAAAAAAAAGAAAUUCCAGUUGAAUCUGAUACUAAUAAACUAGUUAAUUAUGUCUGUGGAAGCAACAUCUUAAAAGCCGGUCAGGACAUAAAGCUUAAACCAGAUUCGGAAUACCCUGACUGGUUGUGGUCUAUAAAUGUUGAGCGUAUUAUACCUGUAGAAGAAAUGGACCCGGAAACAAAACAAUAUUGGCGACGUCUUCGGAAGCAGGGACUACGACGAAACAAUCAACUAAGCAAAUUGAAAAAAUUUUAGUUUCUUACGUGUAUUUCUAUCGCAUUAGUUAUACAAGUUGAACAGAUUAAAACUUACUAGUAUUUGGAUAACUAA
Messenger RNA from Zeugodacus cucurbitae (melon fly), 595 nucleotides. It is a transcript of the gene mRpL54, whose product is annotated as 39S ribosomal protein L54, mitochondrial. The record is from RefSeq and is a predicted model, not a curated record. NCBI's taxonomy places the organism in Eukaryota, Metazoa, Arthropoda, Insecta, Diptera, Tephritidae. Gene Ontology annotation, molecular function: structural constituent of ribosome. The transcript is spliced from 3 exons. Bases 122 to 520 code for a protein of 132 amino acids. Gene Ontology annotation, cellular component: mitochondrial large ribosomal subunit.